AUGUCUCUCCAAUCGCUCCCAGAAGAAAUUCUUCUGCGGAUUCUAUCUUACCUGCCAUUCCAUGCCGAUGCAGCAGCGUUGUCUUCACAAUGCCACCGUUGGCAUCAGCUGUGUGACAUGUCUAAUCGUCGCAAAUACCGCCGCGUGAAACUCCGAGAGACCUUGGAUUUGGCGGUGGCUUUGAGAAUGCUCCGAUCGAUCCUCAAAACACCCCAGUAUGGGGAAUAUGUUCGCUAUAUAGAGCUGAACCGAUCUCCAUCGCUCGAUUAUAGCUUUUAUGUGCGAUCAUACGAAAUCAAACCGCCGCAAAGAUCUCUCCGUCCAAAAGACCGGGACCGCCUGACUCAGGCAAUUAAAGGCGCGGGUUUUGAUAGCCCGGAAGGACAGGAAAAGGUGCUCAAUGUCUUACUACAGAGUCCGGCUACUAUGGACCACAAUGACCCACGAGCCCCGUUCCUUGCCCAGGCGUUGGCAGCAUUACUAGUCAGCGUUUCACCCCUCUUGGAAUCCUUGAGUUUUUGUCCUGUCGGCCAGGAGCUAUCGAAAUUUGCAAAACUAAAGGCCCAAUCCAAUGGAACACCCCUCGAGGAAAGCGAUUACUUCUUUAAGCAGUUCUUAGACCGGGCGAACAGUAGGUCGCAGGAGACCCUGCCUUACCUGCAUCAUCUUCGCCGGGCCCGUUUUCUUGUCGAUCCUGAUACAAGAAUCAGUUCCUGGUACAAUUACCAGCCCUAUGAUCUGUACGGCUGCCUUAAUCUGGUACGCCGGCUCCCCGCGAUCGAGUCUAUUCGAGUCGAUGCAAUUAUGGACACAGGAGGCUCGAGUAUUAUGCCCCCACCCCGAUCCGCAAAUUAUUCGAAAAUCACCAUCCGGAACUCCAAUGUAGAUUCCCGAUAUCUAGUACGAACUAUUCAGUCAGCUAAACGGCUGGAAGAGUUUAUAUAUACGAUCGGUGGGCGGGGCUCGAGCGAUGGCAUAAGCAGCUUUAUCCCAGAUCACGUCUUACGAGCGCUUCUUAUGCACGCAGAUUCGUUAGUAUAUCUAGAUUUAGAUAACGAGGCGGAACUUCCGCUUGUGCAUAUAUUCGAUCCGACUCUUAGAGAAUAUCUUCUUAACGAGAGCGAGGAUCGAUCGUCGAGAUCCCAUCCCGCCUAUCAGCAGGAGUGGGCCGAUGAACUCCAAGAGCUCCCACCAGAACAGAGCAGUCGCUCAUUGCCUGGCUCGCUUCUUGGGCUUCCGAACGUAAAGAACUUGAGCCUCGGAAUUCAUCUCCUCUACUACCUGUCGCGUGGAAUUGGCGCCGAUCAAGUCGACGAUGCGUCUUUUGCUAUUAAGGGGAUGAAACCGCAGGUCGACAGUCUUCCACAUGAUGUGUUUGAUAGGCAAAUUGAGAAAUUACUCGCCGAAAAGGAUAGGAAAUUGCCCCGAUUGUCAUACAUCGAGGGAAUUGACGAAUUUAUCGAAAACGCGACUACGAUCGAGCAGCCAGAGACCAACGAUGAGGAUCUGUGGGAGAGGGAGACAGAUGAUGAAUGGACUGAUUAUGAAUACGAUUAG
Molecule: messenger RNA, 1557 nt
Organism: Penicillium subrubescens
Lineage: Eukaryota; Fungi; Ascomycota; Eurotiomycetes; Eurotiales; Aspergillaceae
Product: F-box protein
Exons: 3
Coding region: 1-1557 (518 amino acids)
Molecular function (GO): protein binding
Source: RefSeq, a predicted model, not a curated record